AUGAUGGAUUCCAUCAAUCGUCUGAAUUCCCCUAUGGCUCUGUAUGUGGAGGACUUGACAGAACAUCCUUUGGAGCUGGAGAGAAGAAGGGAAAUUGCACAAAAAACUGUGAGAGAAUCCCCGGCUUCUUUUCUUGUUGGGUCUAUGGAAUCAGUGAGCCAAAAGGUUGCACAUCUGGAGCAGCAGUUAAAGAAUGUUUUCAAUGAUGAUCUGGUGAAUAAAUCUCCAGAUAUAUAUGGGACAUUACCCCAUUCUGCAUGUUUUACGCCAUGGUAUAAUCCUAAGGAACAAAGGGUACAAUUUGAUAAAAAGUCUAAAGAAUAUGAUAAGAAAGAGCUGCAGAAAUUUACACACAGGUAUAAGCGGUCUAUGACGAAGACAGAGUUUGCAGAAUAUCCAAAAACAAAAGAAAGUACCACGAAAGAAAUAAAACCAAAACCUAAACUAGUUGAAUUAUACCACUUCCCAGGAUUUUCAUAUCAAGACCCUUUGUCUCUCCCUCAUGAGAUAUCACCAAGAACCAUUAUUGAAAAAGUGGUGUCAGCCCAUAAGAAUACUGGGGCAAAGAUAUGCCCCACUAGGGAACUGUACCGAUUUCUUAUUACUCCCGUUGCUCAAAAGAUCCUUCUGGACUGCUAUUGGUGGUUCUUUCUACACAGAUAUAAACCAGAUACAGAGAGCCAGAAUAAGCUGUUUGGCCGAGUUGCAGAGAAUUACAUCCAGCUGCUUGCCUUGUGUAAAAGCUCAUAUCAUGGGAAUGCUUUUCUUAAUUCUAAUGAUGUCAAAAAGAAAUUUAAAGAUGCAAAUAACUAUAAUUUACUGUUGUAA
Bufo bufo (common toad) is the source of this 828-nucleotide messenger RNA. RefSeq names its product family with sequence similarity 227 member A (gene FAM227A). The record is from RefSeq and is a predicted model, not a curated record. The coding region runs from base 1 to 828 and encodes 275 amino acids. NCBI's taxonomy places the organism in Eukaryota, Metazoa, Chordata, Amphibia, Anura, Bufonidae. The transcript has 8 exons.